This is a messenger RNA of Stegodyphus dumicola, 803 nucleotides long. Its product is annotated as dynamin-1-like. Gene Ontology annotation, cellular component: plasma membrane; cytoplasm; microtubule. Lineage: Eukaryota; Metazoa; Arthropoda; Arachnida; Araneae; Eresidae. The record is from RefSeq and is a predicted model, not a curated record. Gene Ontology annotation, molecular function: GTP binding; GTPase activity; microtubule binding. Gene Ontology annotation, biological process: receptor internalization.
AUGUUCCUGCGACACAAGAAAGGGAUUUGAUCGACGUCGUCAAUGAGCUGCAAAACAAACUCGCCGCCAGUGGCCACAGCGUGGAUAUUUCCUUGCCGCAGAUUGCUGUCGUCGGAGGUCAAAGCGCUGGGAAAAGCAGUGUUCUCGAAAGUUUUGUCAGAAAGGAAUUUUUACCACGAGGAGCAAACCUAGUGACUAGAAGACCAACAAUUGUGCAGCUGAUACCCAGUCAAGGAGAAGAAUAUGCAGUAUUUUUGCAUAAACCCGAGGAAAGGUUCACAGACUUCAAAUUGGUUAAGAAGGAAAUAUUGGAAGAGACAAACAGAGACCCAGGGCCUAAGGGAUUCUCAACCAAUCCGAUCAGCCUCAAGAUUUUCUCCCCAAAUGUAUUGAAGCUGACGUUAGUUGACCUUCCUGGUGUAAUCAAAGUGACAGUGCAAGGGCAAUCGGACGACAGUGUCCAGGUGGUCCGAGAUAUGGUACUGCAGUACAUCCAGAAACCGAAGUGUAUCAUAUUAGCUGUGAUCCCUGCUAACCAAGAUAUCGCCAAUUCAGAUGCCCUGGAUGUUGCCAAAGUUGCAGACCCUGAGCGAGAGAGAACCAUCGGAGUACUUACAAAGCUGGAUUUAAUGGACAAAGGGACAGACGCGAGAGCUAUCCUGGAAAAUAAAAUGGUAUACUUAAAAAGAGGAUUCGUGGGGGUCUUGAAUAGAGGUCAGAAGGAAAUAGACGAUGAAAAAGAUUUUGCAUUCAUUCUAGAAAAAGAACGCAAGUUUUUUGCAGAGCAAGAAUGCUAUAAGUGA